Gasterosteus aculeatus aculeatus (three-spined stickleback) is the source of this 2647-nucleotide messenger RNA. Its product is annotated as complement factor B. Gene Ontology annotation, cellular component: extracellular exosome; extracellular region. Gene Ontology annotation, molecular function: serine-type endopeptidase activity. NCBI's taxonomy places the organism in Eukaryota, Metazoa, Chordata, Actinopteri, Perciformes, Gasterosteidae. The record is from RefSeq and is a predicted model, not a curated record. Gene Ontology annotation, biological process: complement activation; proteolysis; response to bacterium.
CGGGGGAGAGGACUCAUACUAUUGAUUUUCCUUUAUCUAUCAUGAAGUUAAUAAGUACUAGGGUAGUCUUUUUUAUUCCAGUCCCCUUUUCUGAACAUCGCUGUACGCCCUGCUAAAUCUCACAUUAAUGUUUCUCCGUUUCAGGUUCAACAUGGGAUUUUCAAUGCAAUGGAGUCUUACUGUACUUUCAUGUCUCCUCUGUAUGGGAGGGGAAGUUCGCUGUGAUUGCACAGAGGAGGGAAUACAAAUUAAAGGAGGCCAUUACACAUUCACCAAGCAGCUAAAGAAAGGCAGCACGUUGAUCUACCAGUGUCCCGACGGCUACUAUCCGUACCCCCAUUUAAGCCGCCUGUGCCAACCCAAUGGCAGCUGGAAACCACCACCCAGAAGACCCACUCAGAAAUGCAGGCUUGUUGAAUGCCCUGACCCCAAUGUGCUGCAGAACGGAAACAUCCUGCCGUCUCUGGAGAGGUACUAUGUGCACAACGAGACCACGUGCGAGUGCUACUCUGGAUACACAAGGAAAGGCUCAUCCAAUCGUGUAUGCUUACCAAAUGGGAAGUGGAGCGGCUCCACGCCCAUCUGUAGCCGGGACUCCGCAGAGAACAAUUGUGCUGAUCCGGGAAUCCCCGCCGGCGCCUCAAGAACGGGCAACAUUUUUGGAAUUGGCAAUACUGUGACAUACAGCUGCAUUGACAACCUAUUGUUGGUGGGCUCUGAAGAAAGAGUGUGUCAGGAGAGUGGCCAGUGGACUGGCAUAGAGCCGGCAUGCUACUACAGACACACCUAUGACACUUCUUUGGAAGUUUCAGAGUCAUUUGGCAGCGCGAUAAGAGACAGCCUAACUGUUCUAAAGCCUUCAGAUGAAACACAGCUGGGGAGAAAAAUCAGGAUUGCAAAAUCUGGCAUACUCAACAUCUACAUUGGUGUGGACAUUUCUGAGAGCAUCGACCAGGAAGACGUCGAUAAAGCAAUAGAUGCUAUCACAGUACUUAUUUCGAAGAUUGCCUCCUUCAGCGUGACUCCAAACUAUGAAAUAGCCUUUUUCUCCUCCGAAGUGUUUGAAGUUGUCAAAAUUCUUGAUUUUCUGAAUGAAGGUGGAAAGCCAAAAAACAUGAUAGAAGAGUUGAGAAAAUUUAAAGUAGACGACAAAAAUACAGGAACAGAUCUGAACCUCCUCUUUACAACAUUUGAGGAGAGAAUGGCCGUCAUAAAGGAACAAGUUGGAGAAAAGAAUUUUGAGGAACAUCGCCAUGUCCUAAUCGUUUUCACAGAUGGGGCUUUUAAUAUGGGUGGAUCACCCGACCGUACCGUGCAAAAAAUAAAAAACAUGGUCUACCUGGAUCCCACUGGUCAAAAGAAGAAUGAGUCAAGAGAUGAAUAUCUGGACAUUUAUAUUUUUGCCAUCGGAACGGACAUCCUGGACACGGAGCUCAUGUCACUCACAGCAGGAAACGAUGGCAGGCAUUACUUCAGAAUGAAGGACAUUACAAAUUUAAAUGAGACAUUUGACGAGAUAAUUGAUGAAGAACAAGUCAAGGAUCUAUGUGGCCUUCACAAGGAAUAUGAAACAGUAGAUAAGGGCAUUAGGAAAAUGUAUCCAUGGUGGGCGUUCAUCACCAUCGUGAAUGGAGAGAAGCAACGUAACUGCAUCGGCUCUUUGGUGACCUCUAGGUUCGUCUUGACUGCCGCUCACUGCUUCAGAUUUGGAGAUGAAGCUGAACACGUCAAAGUCGAGAUUGAUGAUGGAGGGAGGAGCGAGAAAACUGUUAAAUUGUUCAGAUUACACCCAAACUACAAUAUUACUUUAAAAAAGAAGAAAGGGGUGGACGAGUUCUACGACUAUGAUGUGGCUCUUAUCCAACUGGAGAAGGAUGUUAAGAUCUCAAACAUCGCUAGACCUAUUUGCAUACCUUGCACUAGUGCAACCAGUAAUGCUUUACAACUGGUUGGCGAUUCCACCUGCAAGCAACAAGAGCAGAUUCUGCUCAAGACUAAUCUUGAAAGGCUCAAUUUCCUGAACAGGCAAGAAAAUACGGUCGCUUUAAAACAGGUCUAUGCCAAGCUGGGUGAAAAUAGAGGUGAGUGCAUCCGACAUGCAUUGGAUGCAAAAGGCAUAACAACUACCGAUGUAAGGGAAGUUGUGACGGAUAACUUCAUAUGCACUGGCGGUCAGACUCCUUUCAGAGAUGAUGUAGCAUGCCGCGGUGACUCUGGAGGUGCUGUGUUCAAGGACUAUGAGCGUCGCACAAUACAGGUUGCAUUGGUCAGCUGGGGAAACGAGGAUUUGUGCGCUUCCGGUGGUAGUGCUGAAUCAAGAGCGAACUCACGAGAUUUCCAUAUAAAUCUUUUCAAAGUUAUCCCUUUUCUCAAAUCGAUCCUUGGAAAAGUGGACCAGACGGAAUACCCACCUUUGCAUUUUUUGCCAAACUAAAAUGUAUUUUCAGACUGUAAUUUGUUUUGCCAUUUAAGAUGUGUGUACACUGAAUGUCUAAACACAUUGGUUUAUGUAACUUUGUUACUUCAAAAUCAAAGCAUACAUUAAAAAUAGCAGAACUGCUUUUAUAGCAAUAUUGUGCUUUUUGUAUAAUUUUGACAUUUCAACUUUAUUUUAAGUAGUCAAUAAAUUCACUUGACCAACCAAAAA